This is a messenger RNA of Photinus pyralis (common eastern firefly), 2246 nucleotides long. Its product is annotated as serine/threonine-protein kinase GL21140-like. Gene Ontology annotation, biological process: intracellular signal transduction; protein phosphorylation. Gene Ontology annotation, molecular function: ATP binding; protein kinase activity. The transcript has 7 exons. The record is from RefSeq and is a predicted model, not a curated record. The annotation marks the transcript as partial. Lineage: Eukaryota; Metazoa; Arthropoda; Insecta; Coleoptera; Lampyridae.
UUGACAUUUGUGUUGUUGCAGGUUUUGCGAUUGUUAUUGAACAAACGAAACGCAUCCAACCUAGAACAGGUAUUUAGCUCCCUAACGGAUACCGCCCAGUUAGAUUCCGGAGCAGUAAGAAAAGUAUUCACCUUAUCCGGCCAACCCGUUACCGUUUUACAGCAGUUUUUCUCAGGCGAGGACGUAUUUUUCGUGUACGGCAACGAAAGAUUUUCUCUCGAUGAUUUUGAGCUCGAAUUCGAGGAGAGCAAGGCGAUACAGUCGUAUAAAAAAACACCGGGACUGAGAAAUGGUUUUGGCCCGAAACCAAAGAUGCCUAAAAAAGAAUUGAAAACGUACAUUUCUGAUGAAAAUUUGUUAACAAAAUUAAGUAAAGAUGUCAAUAUAACGUUACCGCCAUCGUUACUCCAAAAAUACAGUGUCGGAAGAAUGAUCGGGGACGGAAAUUUUGCAGUAGUGAGAUUAUGUGUAGAUAAAACCACAAAUGUAGGGCACGCAUUGAAGAUCAUAGACAAGUCCAAGUGCAAAGGGAAGGAAGAUAUGGUCGAGAAUGAGGUACGGAUACUUAGGAGAUUGAAUCAUCCGAAUGUCAUGAGACUUGUAGACGAGCAGGAUACUAAGCCGAUGUUGUAUUUAGUUUGCGAAUUAGUUAAAGGUGGCGAUUUAUUCGACGCAAUAACUGUUGCCCAGAAAUUCUCCGAAGAACAAGCAGCUCUAAUGAUCACCCAUUUAACUUCGGCGUUAGCGUAUCUGCACAACCUUAAUAUUGUACAUCGAGAUGUUAAACCUGAAAACUUGCUGGUGGAUAUGAAAGGGUCCAAAAUUAAGGCUUUAAAAUUGGGCGAUUUUGGGCUAGCUUGUGAGGUUACAGGUCCUUUGUAUACAGUGUGUGGAACACCCACAUAUGUUGCCCCGGAGAUACUUGCGGAGUCAGGAUACGGUUUAAAAAUUGAUGUUUGGGCAGCGGGAGUUAUUUUAUAUAUUUUAUUAUGCGGUUACCCGCCAUUUGCCAGUCAAGACAAUGAUCAGGAGAAGCUUUUUGACUGCAUUUUAUCAGGACAAUACGAUUUCCCAGACGAAUAUUGGCAGGACGUGUCGAUGUACGCAAAGGAAUUGAUACAGAAUAUGCUGCAGCUAGCACCCGAAUUGAGAUUUUCGGCGGAAGACGUCCUGGACCAUCCAUGGUUACACGUAGCCAAUUGUUAAUUCUCAUGUACAAAUAGAUGCUUAUUAUCCUUCGGUGAUACUCGAAUUUUUUAAUUUAUUUAGUUUUAAGACUAAAGAAAUCAAAACCAUAUUUUGCCUUCAUUUCUUCCGUUUUGUGGAAUGCCAAAGUUGUCAUUUGUUUUGUAUUAUUGUGAUUUUUAUGCAAGAGAUUAAUUUUCAAUGAAAUGGCCGUCAGUGUAAAUCGGAGGCCUAAAUUCGUUUUUUAAGUUUCCAUCAAGUAGGUGAGCAAGUGAGUAGUAUUUUUUUUUGUCACUUGUUUCAGGUAAUUUGAUUUUUCUUCUCGCAUUAUGAACAAGCAACAUUCAAUAAUUGUAGAUAGAUUUUUGUGUCUAUAUAGAUAGACAUGGAUGACUAAUAUAGAAUGGAAACGGGUCUAAAUUAUCAAUCGAUAUUAUUUUCCACUGCAUCGACCGAUAGCUUUGUAAACUUGAAUCGAUUUGUGAUGUGCAUUGUUAAGGUAACAGGGUAAUGCGAAAGAAGGUGAUCUUCCCCAAAACUAUUGGGGGAGAACACAUUGGUCGUAAUUCCUUCUAUCCAGUGCAAUUUUAUUUAUUUAUAUUACGACUGUUCAACAAAAUAGCAAAAUCUGCUUUUUGUUUCAUUUGUGUUUGCUAAAUAUCCAAAUUGUAAAGACUGAGUCAAGUCUGAUUUCUCGUUUUUUUAUUUGUGCUACACUAUUUUUACAAAAUUCUGUCUGGGAAACUGCAUGCUGCAACAAUGCAACCAAAGAAACAAGAAAUUAAAAUCCAUGCCCUUAGUACACAGACAAUACAUAUUAAGUAAUGAUUUUAGUAAUCAAUAGUUUCCUCUAAUUGGAAAUUGCUGGCCUUUGCAAUGUUAUGCACGUAAUUGUUGAACAAAGCUUACUUAGUAUUGUACAUAAUUCAUUCCAGUGCCUGGUAUCAGAUUUUGCUAUUUUCUAAUUUUUUUUUAAUAUUGUAAUGAGAAGUAUUAUUUAUUAUGUACCAUCACUUAAUUCAUCUGUAUUAGAGAGAGAAUAUAAGAUUAUGAAUUCUGAA